Penicillium oxalicum is the source of this 1602-nucleotide messenger RNA. It is a transcript of the gene rglA, whose product is annotated as putative rhamnogalacturonase B. Bases 1 to 1602 code for a protein of 533 amino acids. The transcript has 8 exons. Gene Ontology annotation, biological process: pectin catabolic process. Lineage: Eukaryota; Fungi; Ascomycota; Eurotiomycetes; Eurotiales; Aspergillaceae. The record is from RefSeq and is a predicted model, not a curated record. Gene Ontology annotation, molecular function: carbohydrate binding; carbon-oxygen lyase activity, acting on polysaccharides.
AUGCUCGCCUCCGGAAUAUUGCUGGCUUCCUUGGCUCUUUUGGGAAAAGGAGUCGAAGCUGCCUUUGGUGUGACCACAGCCUCUGACAGCUACACCAUCGACACGGGAUCUACCAAUCCACUUCGUUAUAGGGUCAACCGAUCAAACUGCGACAUCAAUUCGAUCAACUUUUACGGAACCGAGCUGCAAUAUGGGAAACAGGGCUCCCAUAUUGGCUCCGGGUUGGGCAAAGCUACCGUCACUGCUACACAGAACGGCAACUACAUCAAGGUGACUUGUGAAACCUCGACAUUGACACAUUACUACGUUGCUCGCAAUGGAGAUCCGAUUAUCUACAUGGCAACUUAUACCACUGCCGAACCGUCUAUUGGAGAGCUCCGCUACAUCGCGCGUCUCAAUGCCAACGUGCUUCCCAACGAGGAGCCGUUUGGAGUUGCCUCCAAUAUCGCUGGCGGCACCGCCAUCGAGGGGUCCGAUGUUUUCAAGGUUGGGUCUCAGACACGCAGCAAGUUCUACUCGAGCGAGCGAUUCAUCGAUGACCAUAGACACUGCGUGUCUGGAUCUCAGCACCGAGUCUGCAUGAUUCUCAACCAAUAUGAGACUUCUUCGGGAGGUCCUUUCCACCGGGACAUUAACACCAAUAAUGUCGGCGAUUACACUGGCCUCUACUGGUACAUGAACUCAGGCCACGUUCAAACUGAAUCCUUCCGUACGGGCUUGCAUGGUCCAUACUUGAUGUACUUUAGCCGAAGUGGAACACCCAGCAGCGACAUCGAUACUUCUUUCUUUGCGGACCUUGGAAUUAAGGGUUAUGUCGCGGCAUCCGGUCGAGGAAAGGUCACUGGUACUGCAUCCGGAGCAGAUUCGUCCAUGCAAUGGGUCAUUCACUGGUACAAUGACAAAGCCCAAUACUGGACGUACACGGCUUCUGGUGGAAAAUUCACCUCGCCAGCCAUGAAGCCCGGCACUUACACCAUGAUCUACUACCAGGGCGAGUAUCCAGUGGCCAAAACCUCGGUUUCCGUCAGUGCAGGUUCAACUGUCAACAAGGACAUUUCUGGCUCUGUGAAGACCGGCAAAACGAUCUUUAGAAUCGGUCAAUGGGAUGGAAAACCAACUGGCUUCCUCAACUCCGACUCCCAACUCCGCAUGCACCCCACCGACCAGCGCAUGUCACCCUGGACCUCCUCCCAGCCCUUCACAGUCGGAUCCUCACCCACAUCGGCCUUCCCCAUGGCCAUCUUCAGCGCCGUCAAUUCCCCCGUAACCAUCAAAUUCACAGCCUCCAGCUCGCAAGCCGCCGCCGCCACCCUCCGCAUCGGAACCACCCUCUCAUUCGCAGGCGGCCGACCCCAAGCUAUCAUCAACGGAUGGAAAGGCCCUAUUCCCAGCGCCCCGACCAAUUUGAACAGUCGCGGUGUCACGCGCGGCGCAUACAGAGGACUCGGCGAGGUUUACGAUGUUACUAUCCCGGCGGGUGUGAUUAAGGCGGGUAAUUCGAACGAGAUCACCAUCUCCGUCGUCUCCGGAAGUUCAGGAGAUCAAUUCCUGAGUCCGAACUUUGUAAGUCUCGUCCAGCAUCUCCAUUCAAACACAGCUUGA